AUGGCUGUUUUUGGGGAGGCAGCUCCUUACCUCCGAAAGUCAGAAAAGGAGAGAAUCGAGGCUCAGAACAAGCCUUUUGAUGCCAAGUCAUCUGUCUUUGUGGCCCAUCCUAAAGAGUCCUUUGUGAAAGGGACAAUCCAGAGCAGGGAAUCAGGGAAGGUCACUGUCAAGACUGAAGGUGGAGAGACCCUGACCGUGAAGGAAGAUCAAGUCUUCUCCAUGAACCCUCCCAAGUACGAUAAAAUCGAGGACAUGGCCAUGAUGACCCACCUCCACGAGCCCGCUGUGCUGUACAACCUCAAAGAGCGUUACGCAGCCUGGAUGAUCUACACCUACUCGGGUCUCUUCUGCGUCCCCGUCAACCCCUACAAGUGGCUGCCGGUGUACAACCCGGAGGUGGUGUUGGCCUACCGAGGCAAGAAGCGCCAGGAGGCCCCUCCACACAUCUUCUCCAUCUCUGACAACGCCUAUCAGUUCAUGCUGACUGAUCGCGAGAACCAGUCGAUCCUGAUCACCGGAGAAUCCGGUGCCGGGAAGACUGUGAACACCAAGCGUGUCAUCCAGUACUUUGCAACAAUUGCAGCCAGUGGGGAUAAGAAGAAGGAGGAGCAGACAUCAGGCAAAAUGCAGGGAACGCUUGAGGAUCAAAUCAUCAGCGCCAACCCACUGCUGGAGGCCUUUGGCAAUGCCAAGACUGUGAGGAACGACAACUCCUCACGCUUUGGCAAAUUCAUCAGAAUCCACUUUGGAGCUACAGGCAAACUGGCUUCUGCUGACAUUGAAACCUAUCUUCUGGAGAAGUCAAGAGUCACUUUCCAGCUUAAGGCAGAAAGAAGCUACCACAUAUUCUACCAGAUCAUGUCCAACAAGAAACCGGAGCUCAUUGAUAUGCUCCUCAUUACCACCAACCCUUAUGAUUUCCAGUUUGUGAGUCAAGGUGAAAUCACCGUUCCAAGCAUUGAUGACCAGGAGGAACUGAUGGCCACAGAUAGUGCCAUAGACAUCCUGGGCUUCAGCGCUGAUGAGAAGACAGCCAUCUACAAGCUGACAGGGGCUGUCAUGCACUACGGGAACCUGAAGUUCAAGCAGAAACAGCGAGAGGAGCAGGCAGAGCCUGAUGGCACAGAAGUGGCUGACAAGGCUGCCUACCUGAUGGGCCUGAACUCAGCUGAAUUGCUGAAAGCCCUGUGUUAUCCCCGAGUCAAGGUCGGCAAUGAAUUCGUGACCAAAGGUCAAAAUGUGUCACAGGUGAACAAUGCCGUUGGGGCCCUGGCAAAAGCUGUCUAUGAGAAGAUGUUCCUGUGGAUGGUUGUUCGCAUCAACCAACAGCUGGAUACCAAGCAGCCCAGGCAGUACUUCAUUGGUGUCCUGGACAUUGCUGGCUUUGAGAUCUUUGAUUUCAACAGCUUUGAGCAGCUGUGCAUCAACUUCACCAAUGAGAAACUGCAACAGUUCUUCAACCACCACAUGUUCGUGCUGGAGCAGGAGGAGUACAAGAAGGAAGGAAUUGAAUGGACAUUCAUUGACUUUGGGAUGGACCUGGCUGCCUGCAUUGAGCUCAUUGAGAAGCCCAUGGGCAUCUUCUCCAUCCUGGAAGAGGAGUGCAUGUUCCCCAAGGCAACUGACACCUCUUUCAAGAACAAGCUCUAUGACCAGCACCUGGGCAAGUCCAGCAACUUCCAGAAGCCCAAACCUGCCAAAGGCAAGGCUGAGGCUCACUUCUCCCUGGUGCACUACGCUGGCACGGUGGACUACAACAUCACUGGCUGGCUGGAGAAGAACAAGGACCCUCUGAAUGAAACUGUCAUUGGGUUGUAUCAGAAAUCGUCUGUGAAGACACUGGCCUUACUCUUUGCCAACUAUGGUGGAGCAGAUGCAGAGGCUGGUGGUGGUGGCAAGAAGGGAGGCAAGAAGAAGGGUUCUUCUUUCCAGACUGUCUCAGCUCUUUUCCGGGAGAACCUAAACAAGCUGAUGACC
This is a messenger RNA of Apaloderma vittatum (bar-tailed trogon), 1977 nucleotides long. RefSeq names its product myosin heavy chain, skeletal muscle, adult-like. Gene Ontology annotation, molecular function: microfilament motor activity; actin filament binding; ATP binding. The record is from RefSeq and is a predicted model, not a curated record. NCBI's taxonomy places the organism in Eukaryota, Metazoa, Chordata, Aves, Trogoniformes, Trogonidae. Gene Ontology annotation, biological process: vesicle transport along actin filament; actin filament organization. The annotation marks the transcript as partial. Gene Ontology annotation, cellular component: myosin complex; vesicle; cytoplasm. The transcript is spliced from 16 exons.